AUGAAAACUGAGUAUAAUCGCUACAAGAAAGAACUGAAUGAAAUCAGUAAAUUCUACACUGAAGAUCAUGAGUACAUCAACUACCCUACAACCUGUGGUGCUUGUAGUGGGAACGACUGCUUGUCUGUUGGUGAAGUAUACUCCACGAACCACCUUGAGACCCUUAGUACAAUUGAAUACAUCAACUACUCUACAACCUGUGGCACUUGUAGUGGAACGAUUGCAUAUCUGUUGAUGAGCUAUACUCAAUGGACUUUGGGAACCAUAGGAAGUAAACGGUCAUCAAUAAUAAAGCAUUUUUGGGAAUUUCAAAAUGAAAGACAAAAUAUUGUAGCGAGAAACAAUUUACAAGAAGAACAGACAAACCAACAUAUAACCGUUGCUACGGUGGUGACAGAACAAAUUCAAAAAUAUGCCACAUCAACUACCACCAGCAUCGCGAAGAGGUUCCUCGAUAAUAGCAAUGAAAGAACAUCAAAACGUAACAGAACUCAUAAGAAUAGUAAUAAUGAUGAUGAUAACGAAGAUAAUCCUUUUUGGGUACCAGGUGAAAAAUCAUCCAUUUCCCAAGAUCAACUCUCUUCUGAUGAUAAUCCUUUUUUGAUAUCAGGAUCAAAUGAUGAAUUCGAAAUAGUAACAGAGUUAGGGAAUUUAGAUGAGGUGCAAAAUGAAGAAAGUGGAGUAAAAACACUGUCUCCCUCAUCACGAAAUUAUAAUGAAGAUACAAUUUUUCUUACUCCAAAUAAACGACAGAUGAAUGAUGGAAGGAUUGUUCAGUAUCUUAAUGUCAUGAGACAAUUAUUGAAACAUGAUCAAGUUGUAGUUCAAAAACCAUCUGUAUGGACGGAGUCUUUAAAUAUUUAUAUUGAUAAUGUUUUUAAGUCGGAAAUAAUGCAAAAAAUUGAUGGUGAUGAAAACAACACGUUUCGCCUUUAUUGUGAAAAGGUAUUAAUGGACUUCUACAAUAUGGUCGAUAUAUUUCCUAAUUUGUCAAGAAAAAUUGGAGAACGAAAGUAUAUCGUUCAAAACAUUUCUUCUUUGUUCAAAUUUUAUGAAGUCACAUUUGCAUCAAAAUUAACGAAAACACCUACAAACUCUGGUAUUGUUAAGGUUGAUGUAAGAGGUGUCCGGUUAUUCGAUGAUAAAGAAAUUUUUCACGUAGAAGUAUCUGGUCUGCCAUUGCCACCACCACAUGAUCACGCUGUUAACGAUACAAAAAAAUCUCUACAUACUGAUAUUUUAAACCUAAUUGCGAUCCUGCUUGAUCACCUUCAAAUUCCAGUAGAAAAUGCAACUGAAAUUAAAGUUUUUAGUUUACAAGUGAUUGAUGGCACUUUUCUGACGUCUGAACUAUAUUCUACAUUGUUACCAUUUUCACUUGAUGCCAUAUCGAAGUACAAGGGAAUUCUUUAUCUGAUGGCAAUUUUUCAUGAAGAAAUCAUGAAACAAAUUUCAAUUAUGAAAAAUCUUGACCUAAUAGUCGAUCAUAAUGGAAGAAAUAUAGUUCGGGAUGUGUUAAAAAUUCCAAAGUCUUUGAAGGAUCUACUACUUGAGUAUGGAAAAUAA
Molecule: messenger RNA, 1566 nt
Organism: Entrophospora sp. SA101
Lineage: Eukaryota; Fungi; Glomeromycota; Glomeromycetes; Entrophosporales; Entrophosporaceae
Source: the annotation of a GenBank genome assembly